UGUUUUGUGUAAAGACAAACACCAUUCUUUUUUUAUCAACUCCUCUUUUUCUAUCUUUCACUCUCUCUCCCCCACUCUCUUAAUUACUCUUCACCAUUUACACAUCAACAACAACAACUCACACAUCCCAUCAUCUUCUUCCUCUUCAAUCUCACUUCAAUCUCACUUCAAUCCACAAUUUUACACUAUUCACUCUUACACUAUUUUCUUUCAAUUAUUUCACCCAAUUAAAAAAAAAACCUUGAAAAAAUACAAAAAACCCCAUCAAAUAAUGGACAUAGAAAGACCUCAUAGAACAACAAGCACACCCACAACUACAAGUGAACUCUUCAUUUGCUUCACUUCUCGCCUUUCUAAGUCUUCUUCUAUGCGCCUCUCUUCCAAAUCUAUCCUCAGCCCCGCCCGUGCUGCCGCCGUCUCCGAUAAUAAGGGUUCUCAAUCUCAUUCUCUCUCCACCUCCCUCAGCCGCCGCCUCCGCCACAACGGUAGUGUUAAAGGUGGAGCUCAAUCUCCAGCCAUGUUUCCCUCUUCGAAGAAAAACAAGGGCUCAUCUGGUUUUGCUGACAACCCUGAGCCUUCUUCACCUAAAGUCACCUGCAUUGGUCAGGUUAGAGUGAAGACUAAGAAGCAGGGGAAGAAGAUGAAGAUGCGGGCUUGCCGAAGCAAGCGCUUAAGCAGCGGCGUAGGUGGUGCUGCUGGUGGUGGAGAAACGAGUUUUCGACGAAUCGAACACUCUCAUUCUCAUGAAGGGAUAAACCAAGGACUCCAGAAUCAGCAGAAUCAACAAGAAUGUGGUUUGAAUCAUAGGAAUCAAAGGUGGGUCCAUCUUCCAUUGACAAUAUGUGAAGCUUUGAGAACAUUUGGGUCGGAGUUUAGCUGUUUGUUUCCCUGCAAAUCGUCUUGUUUUAGUGGUGGUGGUUUUUGCGGCGGUGGGGGAGACAAGGGGGAUAAAGCAGGGGAGGAGAGAGAAAUCCCAUCUCCGACUUCAUGUGCAGUGUUUCGGUGGUUAGUAUCUUUACAAGACGGAGAAGGCGACGGUGACGGCGGAGGGAAGAGGAGGAGGGAUAUAGAAUUGGUGGUGGGAGGUGAGGAGGAGGAAGAGGUCGAGAGGAGAGAGAAUAGGGUGAUGAUGAUGGAAAGGGACUGUUCUAGAAGACGGUCGAUAUUUGAUGAUAUGGAGUUUGAUGAUUUGUUUACCAAUAACAAUGUGAAGAAUAAUGAUAAUGGAAGUGGUGAGAUUAUUGAUAAUGAUGUUGAAUAUGGCGAUGGCGAUGAUGAUUGUGAUGAAAAGGGUGGUAGAGUUAGUGUAUGUGUUCCUCCUAAAAAUGCAUUGUUGUUAAUGAGGUGUAGAUCUGAUCCGUUGAAGAUGGCUUCGCUUUCGCGGAAGCUUUGGGAGGUUCCUCUUCCUCAACCAGAUGAUGAUGAUAAUGUUGAACAAGGAUUUAAGGAAGUUAAGGUUGUAGAGAGAGAAGCUGUUUCGGAUGAUGCAACAGAAGAAAUUGGAAAAGUGAAAACUGAGGAAAUUAGGGAAGAUAUGACAGAUGAAAUUAGGGAACAUAAAACAGAGGAAAUCCAGGAAGAUGAAACAUAUGAUAUUGGAGAGAUAAAACCAGAGGAAAAUAGAGAUGAAAAAACGGAGGAAGUUAGGGAGGAAAGAGAAUAUUUAGUUGAGGGGAAUGAGGAAAUUGAUCAGUGUUUGGAAACAGUUGAAGUUUUUCCUGAAUUUUUCGGAGAAGAACUGAAGGAAACAGAGGAAAAACAGAGUGUAGAAGACAGAGGAAUGUUAGAAGAGGAAGAAUGCGAAGCUUUGGAAGAAAUUCAGUUGAUUGAAGAUGAUAAUGAUGCAGAUGAGUGUUUAAUUGAGGCGUUAUUCGUUGAAGAGAAGGUUGAAGAUGAUAAAAAUGAGCAAGAUUUGGUUGUAAUUAAUUCAGAGGAAUCACUUCAAAAAUUAGCCAAGGCGGAAGAAGAAGAGAGAGAAAGUGUUGCAUUAUUAGAAACCGACGAACUUUCAAUUGUUCAUGAAGAAGAGGAAAGAGAAAGAGAAAGAGAAAGAGGUGAAAGAGGUGAAAGCAGUGACAUUUCUUCGUCUUCCUUGAAUUCUUCAGAAGAGUCAACAGCCGAGUCAAAAGAGAGAGAAGAUGAGGAAGAACAAGAACAAGAAGAAGAGAAAGACCAGGUUGAAGAACAAGUACAAGUUGAAGAAGAAGAAGAAGAAGCAAGGAAGUCAAUGGACGGAGAAAAUAAGAAGAAAACUUUGCCAGAUUGUUUGUUGUUAAUGAUGUGUGAGCCUAAGGUGUCAAUGGAAGUGUCCAAAGAAACAUGGGUUUGUAGCACUGAUUUCAUUCGGUGGUUACCGGAGCGCCACCAGAAGAAGGUGGCUAAUAAGACGGAUGGGCCAGGUGAUUCAACGACAAAGAAAAAUAAACCAGCGGCUGUGGCGGCGAUGCCUCCUCAUCUUGUCAAACAUGUCUCGGUUCAACGUUACGAACAAGCAGCUCAGCCUCCUAUUCAGCCAGGAAGGUCUUCAAUAUCUUUCCCAGCCGGUGGCGGGUCCGUGGCUAACUUACUAGAGCAGAAGCUAGUGAAAUGCGGCGGCUACAAGCCGUUCGUUUUGACAAGGUGUAAGUCUGCGCCCUUAAGAGAAAAAGGGGUUUUGAGCAGCAGGGUAUAAUUGCUGAUGGUAGUUCUGAACUCUAUGCAACUGCACUUACCACAGCACUGUUGUCUACUGCUUUUGCUUCAUUAUAAAUGACAUAAACCUUUUCCUUGUUAAAUGUUCUCUUGCCUCGAGUUUUUGUUACGUAUGUUGGUGUGAAUUUAACAAGUUUCAUGCAUACAAAAUCUGCACCUUAUGCAGCUGUUAUGCUGUAUUAAAGCGUGAUCAGCAAUUCAACUUUGAAAUACAUUUUACUCCUGUAUACUAAAUGGAUAACUGCACUAAUCUAGGACAGCAUAUAUUAAGUAGUUUGAUCAGUAUCAUUACUUUCCUAUUCAGAUUAGUGUGUGAUCUAUAAUGUAGUUACCGGUGUAAUGUUAUGGUCAGUCUGAUCAUGUAUUGACAUUCUAGUUAUCUUAAUGAAUAUAUAUUGUUCUGGUAA
Messenger RNA from Spinacia oleracea (spinach), 3098 nucleotides. RefSeq lists its product as uncharacterized. The coding region runs from base 272 to 2671 and encodes 799 amino acids. The record is from RefSeq and is a predicted model, not a curated record. The transcript has a single exon. NCBI's taxonomy places the organism in Eukaryota, Viridiplantae, Streptophyta, Magnoliopsida, Caryophyllales, Amaranthaceae.